AUGGCAACUUCAACAUCGAACAAACCACGUUGUGCAACAUGCGCAAAAGUUACCGGUACGUUUAUUUGUUAUGGAUGUUCGCAAAAUUUUUGCUUAGUCCAUGUUAAUGAACAUCGUCAAUCGCUCAUCAAGCAAUUGGAUGAAGAGGUUGUUAUCGUUCAUGAUCAAUUAAAACAAAAUUUUAAUGAGAACACAACAAAACCUCGCCAACAUCCUCUAAUGAAAGAAAUCGACGAAUGGGAACAACGAUCGAUUGAAAAAAUUCAGCAGACUGCUAACAAUGCCCGAAAACAAUUGCUGAAUGCUAUACAAAAACACAUGGAUAAUAUAAAGGAUUCAUUGACACUUUUAACGCAACAGCUGAGUAAAUUACGUGAUGAUGAUGCAUUUUUUGAAAUUGAUAUCAAAGAAUGGAAAGAGAAACUGAUCAAAUUCAAGAAGGAAAUGGACACACCAGAGACGAUCAAAAUUCGUAAUGAUAAUAUCAGUCCAUUUAUAUCCAAGAUUUUGAUUGAUGAAACAUCAUCAGCUACUGAUAUUUUUGAAAGAUCAGAUGGAAAAGCUCGAAUUGAGGAUAAUGGCCGUUCCAUCAUUCAUAUUUACUCGGCAAACCACGCACCAGUUCGCUGUAAAAGUGAAUAUACUUCCGGACAACAUCGAUUUCGUUUCCGAAUAGAAGAACUUGGCAGGAACAAAUGGAUUCUCUUCGCAAUAGUAUCCAAGGACGCUGUCAUUAUGCAUAACUCAUAUAGUACUCCCACUACUUAUGGUUGGGCAGGACUUAAUCAAGUCUUUCUCAAUGGUGUUUGUAAAAAUGGUUUCAAUGGUUAUAAAAGCGACAUGGAAAAGAAUGACACAAUUGAAUUCUAUGUCGAUUGUGAUCAACGAAAAAUUCGUUUGAAAAAUGAACGAACUAACAGUACAUACGAACUUGAUGUCGAUGUGGCUCAAUCUCCUUUUCCAUGGCAAUUAAGUCUCAAUCUUGCCGAUCCCGGAGAUCGAGUUUGUUUAGUGUCAUAA
Molecule: messenger RNA, 1020 nt
Organism: Rotaria sp. Silwood1
Lineage: Eukaryota; Metazoa; Rotifera; Eurotatoria; Philodinida; Philodinidae
Source: the annotation of a GenBank genome assembly